This is a messenger RNA of Danaus chrysippus (African queen), 600 nucleotides long. Lineage: Eukaryota; Metazoa; Arthropoda; Insecta; Lepidoptera; Nymphalidae. The record is from the annotation of a GenBank genome assembly.
AUGUCGGGUGUGGACACCUUGACUUUUAGGAAGAUUAUAAUCCACGCGUUUUGUUUAAUUAUUCUCAGUAUGUUCAUAUUACCGAUGACGUACUGUGUAAAGAAGCAGUUUUUCAGUUUAGAACAUCCGAAGGUGUCAAUCUGCGAUCCAGAAUAUCUUAAAGACUUCGUGUUGAAAUCUUGGAGGAAAUCAAGAACGAACCCCAUACACUACGUCGACAUGAAUGUCACCAUUAUUAAGACAAUUGCCACCAAAUUCAGGAUGACUCUAUCUUUUUAUCAACUCCUGUCUAAUGUAUACAAACCGAGUUUUGUUGAAGUAGAUAUGCCGUUCUGCGAAAUCUUGAAAAAGGAUGUCCUGGUUGCCCCGGCUUUCGUGGAGGCUUUCAGACGUAAUCCCAAAGAAACUAGGCCUAUACCGGAGUUAGAAUGUCCACUAUUACCAGGUGUUUAUUCGUUUACAAACAUGAUUAUGCCAUUAGAAAAUAUACCAACAACAUUUCCAUUUAAAACUGGACGACUAUAUGGCAACCUGACUCUGAAUAAAGUGAUCAUUGGAAGUGCUUACAUAGAUUUCCAACUGAAAACUGUGGAUGUUUAA